CCCAUUUCUCCGGAAACUGCUAUGUCCAUAAAUACUCCGUAACUUCAGUAAUCUUUGGCAAUCAAAUCCAAACUUUUUUCGACAUCCUGGAGCUCUGAGUAUUUUACACAAUCCAAAAACAUCCGAAACUCCAGGAACUGGCAGAAAUCCCUUAAACUUCGAAGUUCAAGAGUCUCAAGAGCUUCUGGAUUUUCCCGGAGUUCUCGAAGCUCCACGAAUGUCGGAUGUUUUUGAAGCUACGAGGCUUUCAUCACUUGCGAUUAAAAAUGUCCUCCUCCGACGAAGUCUCCACCGUCCUGCUAACGUACACCAAAUGCGUCAACUUUGCCGCUGUCAAACACCGCAAUCAACGCCGACUAGAUUCGGACAAAACUCCGUACAUCAACCAUCCGAUCGGAGUGGCCAACAUCCUGACGGCCGAGGGUGGCGUCACCGAUUUCGAGGUCAUCCAGGCGGCCAUCCUGCACGACACGGUCGAAGACACGGACACUACGUUUGAGGAGAUUGAACGGGAGUUCGGCAGCCAGGUGCGCCGUUUGGUGGAAGAGGUGACGGACGACAAGUCGCUGCCGAAGGCCGAACGGAAGCGACUGCAGAUCGAACAUGCCGCCGGGACCAGCCCCCAGGCCAAGUUGAUCAAGCUGGCAGAUAAAAUCUACAACUUGCGGGAUCUGCAGCGGUGCCAGCCGGAGGGUUGGACCGAUCAGCGAUGUCGGGAGUACUUUGGCUGGGCCAAGAAGGUCUGUGAUAAUUUGAAGGCCACAAACCGGGCGCUGGAGGACAUUUUGGACGGGAUAUUUAAACAAGAGGGUGUGGAAUAGAGGUGCUGUUUUGUCUAAUGGACUUUUAAUAAAACAUGGUUGUGAUUAUGAA
Molecule: messenger RNA, 873 nt
Organism: Ochlerotatus camptorhynchus
Lineage: Eukaryota; Metazoa; Arthropoda; Insecta; Diptera; Culicidae
Gene: Mesh1
Product: Metazoan SpoT homolog-1
Exons: 3
Coding region: 225-821 (198 amino acids)
Molecular function (GO): guanosine-3',5'-bis(diphosphate) 3'-diphosphatase activity
Source: RefSeq, a predicted model, not a curated record